Paramecium octaurelia is the source of this 1620-nucleotide messenger RNA. Lineage: Eukaryota; Ciliophora; Oligohymenophorea; Peniculida; Parameciidae. The record is from the annotation of a GenBank genome assembly.
AUGGCUAAGCGAUCCAAAUCAAUUGAGCGAACUAUAAAAGAAGCUGAACAAUACUUGAGCCGAUUUCCUAAUUCAAUAGAAAAUUAAAGACAAAACAAGAAUGAUCAAAAACAUCUAAAUUAAGUUCAAUAAAAAUGUGGUCCAAAUAUCUAAUAAUAAGCUAGUAAGAAGGAGAAGAAACAGGAGAAAUAAAAGGUUAAGAGUAUAUAGACGACUUAAAAAACAUUGAAAGAGUUCUUUAAAAAAACAAUUGAGAAGGAUAACAAUAUCUAAAAAAUAGUAUAGGAUAAUCAUGAACAGCUUAAAGUAGUGAAGGAUUAGCAAGAAUAAUAAGAAUAAGUCGAUGUAAAUUAAAUACUGGGAGAUGAUUAAUAAAAUAUUAGAGUGAUUAUAUAAAAUGAUAAAAAUAAGGAAUAAUAAUAGAAUGCAAAUAUUAACAAAGUUUCAUAAGACUGGUGGAAAUCAAUUUUUCAUUAAGGAAAUAAAUAAAAUUAAGGUUCUGUUAAAAGCAAUUCGUCGACAUCUUUUCUACAACCAAAAACUGAGAAUCAAAAUAUUAGUGUUUAAUAAAAAGUAAAGUAAAAAUGCGAAGAACUCACCAAAGUAAUUAAAGAAUAGGAAUCCAUAGUUACAUCAAAUUAAGCAUAAGGUAAAAAGACAUUACUGAGUUUAACAGACUUGUUUGUAAACUAAAAAUCAAAGAUAAAUUCAACCACUAAAUACUUUAAAUCAAAUGAAAAAUUGAAUUCAAUAUAAGUAAAGGAUUAUGACCUAAAUAACAAAGAUGAAUGCUUCAAGUAAGACACCUCUCCAAAAGUAACAGGGAAUAAUGAGGAUUCAAAGAUCUAACUUUAAAUCCAGAAUAAAGAAGAGAAGGAACAUGCCAAAUUAUAAAGCAAUAUGUAAAAUGAGUAAAAGGUGUUAUAAUCUCAACCAAUAAUGUUGUCAUAAGUUCCAGAAUGUGAAUUCGGAAUGGUAGAUUGUGUUUUUGUUGUUGAUACAACAGGGUCCAUGGAUCCUUACCUUGAGAGAACUACGGAGGCUGUGGAGAUGAUUGUAAAUAAAAUAAAAUAGCAAUCUUUGGAGGAAUAAGUUAGUGUGAAGUUUGGUUUGGUAUGCUAUCGAGAUCAUCCUCCACAAGAAUUGACAUAUGUAACUGAAGUUCAUGAUUUAUGUUCGAGAUCUGAGAUUAUUUCAAUUAUCAAAUAGGCAGAUUGCUAUGGGGGAGGAGAUGGAGCUGAGGCAGCUUUGGAUGGUUUGAAUGAGGCGGUUAAGAAGAUAAGUUGGAGGGAUAGUUCCACUCUGCCAAGUUUGAGAUAUAUUUUUCAUAUCUGUGAUUAGCCUCCUCAUGGGAAGGAAUUUGGAGGGUAUAGUGAAUUGUGGGACGAGGGAUGUCCCUGUGGAUUAAAACCAGAAGAAGUAGUGAAUAGGAUAAAUAGGAAUGAGAUUCAUUACAGAUUGAUAAUGGCUAAUGGGCCUAUGCUGCAGAGAUUUGCCUAGUAUUUGAGAGGGAAAAUCCAUAAUUACGAUGAAACCACUUUGGAUGUGGCUAUUGGGAUGGAGAUCAGGAUAAGUGAUAUGGUAAUUAGAGAAUUAUGUCCAUAUACUUAAUAAGAGUGA